Messenger RNA from Colletotrichum truncatum, 2163 nucleotides. Its product is annotated as aminotriazole resistance protein. The record is from RefSeq and is a predicted model, not a curated record. Gene Ontology annotation, cellular component: membrane. Lineage: Eukaryota; Fungi; Ascomycota; Sordariomycetes; Glomerellales; Glomerellaceae. Gene Ontology annotation, biological process: transmembrane transport. Gene Ontology annotation, molecular function: transmembrane transporter activity.
AUGACAAGCUCCUCUACUUCAAGGUCCAUUGACGUCCCCAAAACAGCAUGGGAAACGCGGAGUGCUACAGAAGCCAUGCAGAGUGUGGCCGAUAUUAUGAUAUCAGUAACCGAGUCCUUCAGAAAACAAUUUCGGGAACCUCAAGACGUCAGCAAUAUGCACUUGAAACUCAACGGACGUGAAAACACAGGAUGGAGAGCGCCGGCCCCGGUGCUUGUCUCCCACGUCGCCAACGGCGAUAACGAGCUGCACCGUACUCAAACGUCACCUCCCAGGCCUGGCACAGCUUCCUCAGUAUUGAACCCCCCGAGCUGCGAUCUGACGAUCUCUUCUGUACUGUUUGAGAAUUCAGGCCCCUUUCUCAUCGACCAAAAUCCAACAGCAAAAAUCCAACGCUGUUUUGGCAGCCUAGAAUCGCAUUCGUCUUCGUUUGAACAUGUCAACUCAUGUUCAAACAUCGCAUGCUGCAGUGGUUCUUGUGGGAUUUUACCUCCUGAGCCACGUGCAACUUCUUCUCAAUACCCUUAUGUGUUCGAAGCUGCACAAAAGAUCGUCAUCAGCCAGCGGGGCAGAGGCCUGGUCGAUACAUCACCAAUGCUCAACCGCGAGCACCUGAGUCCAGCAACAACAGCACAGACUACCACUCUGGAAGAACAAACCCGGUGGACACGACAGACACCUUCGUGUCAAGCGCAAUUUCCGUUUAGACAAAUCCCUACGAAUACCCUCUCUUCUACCAAAGAGGUUUCAUUGGUGGCCGUUAUCAGUCUUCAUCAGAUCCUCAUGUUUGCCGGCCUUUCCCAGGCCAUGGCCCCGGCUCUUGUAAUUGCACGUUCAUUCAUCAACUUGCCGGCGGGCCAACACUCUUGGUUCACCGCGGCCUAUGCCCUUAAUCUAGGAGUCUUCACAUUACCUUCGGCCCGUAUUGGGGAUGUCUUUGGUCACAGACACGUCAUUGUAUUUGGUUGUUUUUGGUUUGGGCUCUGGUGCCUCCUUGCUGGAUUUUCUCUUAAGGUGCAAGACGGUGGGUGCAACGGUGCCAUAUACUUCUGUAUCUGCCGCGCGAUGCAGGGCAUAGGAUCAGCACUUUGCGUACCCAACGGUUUGUCUAUUCUCGAAUCAGCUCUCCCUCCGGGAGAGAGGAAGGAUGUAGCACUGUCGUUAUUCAGCGCCGCCGCGCCCUUCGGUUUCGUCAUUGGCGCCGUUAUGGCAUCCUUCUUUGCCAUCCACAAAGUCUGGUACUGGUCAUUCUUUGCCCUCUCCGCCGUUUGUAUUGCAGCCGCAGCACUGAGCGCCCUCGUCCUCCCACGCCAGCAGUGUCGUAGGUUGUAUUCCAACAACACGCCUUGGGUAAAUCUCGACGUAUCGGGUAUCGGCCUCAGUGCUACAGGACUUGCUCUGUUCUGUUUUGCAUGGAACCAGGCACCUGCAGUUGGCUGGCGAACCCCUUACAUAUACUUUCUUCUAAUAAUUGGGCUUCUAUUCUUACUAGCUUUUCUACACAACGAGACCCUAGUAGACAAUCCUCUGCUACCUAUACGAGCAAUGAACUCAGCAACGGCUCUCAUUCUGGCCUGCACGGCGGCGGGUUGGGGGUCUUUCGUCAUAUGGGUCUUCUACAGCUUCCAAUUCGCCGAAGUGUUGCGCGACUGGGACCCUCUUUUUACCAGCGCAAGUUUUGUGCCGCUUGCCAUCGAGGGUUUCGUGGUGGUCUUGUUGCUAGCGUACUUGAUGCCCGACAUGGAGAUAUACUGGGCCUUUCUCGGGUCUCUAGUGGCUUUGCUUUUGGCGUCUAUUCUGACGUCCACAGCUCCUGCGGACCAGGUAUAUUGGGCGAAUAAGUUUGUGAGUACUUUGCUCGCACCACUUGGGAUGGUCAUGUUGAGCCCCCUUGCGACCACACUUCUGAGCAACAAUCUUGCAGAAGGUUAUCAAGCCGUCUCAGGAAAGCUGGUACUUGCCGUCACGGGAUUCACUCUUUCACUGAAUCUGGGAAUGGCGAGGUCCAUCGAGGUCCAAGUAAACAAUGAUGGACAGAACAUACUAUCUGGGUAUCGCGGAGCGCAAUAUUACGGUUUGGGUCUUGGAGGCUUAGGUGUAAUUUUAGCACUGGCGUUGUCGAUUCGGCGCUCAGCUCACAGGAGAGAGCGACUAGCCUGUUGA